Molecule: messenger RNA, 3966 nt
Organism: Branchiostoma belcheri (Belcher's lancelet)
Lineage: Eukaryota; Metazoa; Chordata; Leptocardii; Amphioxiformes; Branchiostomatidae
Product: structural maintenance of chromosomes flexible hinge domain-containing protein 1-like
Exons: 32
Coding region: 1-3966 (1321 amino acids)
Biological process (GO): double-strand break repair; chromosome organization
Cellular component (GO): chromosome
Molecular function (GO): protein binding; ATP binding
Source: RefSeq, a predicted model, not a curated record
AUGAAGAUUAAGAAGAUUAAGAUCUGGUUUACACGGGACAAAAGAUUAUUUGUCCUAGUAGACGGUGAUGCACCAGGUGGUGACUCCAUCAUUGUGUCCCACAUCAGCCAACAUGGAGGCAGGUGGCCGUACUGGUUCAGGAAAAUGGAGAAUGUAAAGAACCUGGGAAGGCACACGUUGAGGCUACAGGUUGUCAUGAAUGAAAGUGACAACACUGUCUUCGCAGGGAAGGAACUCCCCUCUCUCAACAUCAAGUUUACUGUCACAGAGGCAGCACCUGACAAGUUCACGGUUGGUUUGAUGGACCCCCCGUUCAGAGUGGGACAGCCCUUCCAGAUCCCCCUGGAGCUACAGGAUGAGUUUGGACACCCCACCUCAGCCACCAACAAACUACAGCCUGUCUUAGAAGCAAGUGGUCUAGACCUGACCUAUGAGGGUACAGAGGCCAAGGGGACGACACUUGUCAUCAAGAAGGUUACAGCACUGGGAGAUGUGGGCUCACAUCAGGGCAAGAACUUCAACUUAAAGGUGACUCUACCAGGGUUAGAGGAGGACACUCAGGUGCUGAAAAUACGGCUCCUACCUGGCCCCCCUAGCUCCCUGCAUGUAAAGCCUGGUGAUGACAGCCUGCAGGUAGAGAAUGGGAAGGAGCUGAGCUUUGAUGUGGAAGUCAGGGACAAGGCUGGCAACAUCUCAACACAACCUAAACUGGACGUCACAUGCAAGUUCACAGGUUCGUCAGGCCUGCCUACCUACACUGUGGACUGCAGUAACACAGGACGGGGGGUGCUCACAGGCGAUCUCAUACACGUCAGGAACAUGAAGAAGGAACAUGUGCUCAAAGCUGUCAUAUCAUGCCCAAGCUUUAGAGGCAUCCCUGCUAUAGAGAAGAGAAUCCUUGUAACCCCCAGUACACGAGCGUCCACCCUGGAACUCUCCUACACGGACCCUCAGGACACAGCAGUGCAAGUCAGACACCAAGCAGAUGUCACAUGUACUGCAGGAGAAACUCUCAGUGGCCUUACUUUCAAAGUACUUGAUGAGGCCUCAAGAGUUCUGCCCAUCACCGAAUCCAUGGCAGCCAAAAUCAAGGUGAACUGGACACCAAGACUGAACAGUAAAGAGGUCCUUAAGGGGAAUCUUCCUGCUAUUAAGGUGCCGUUAUCUGUCGCAGAGACCAAGUACUGCCAAGUCACCCUUCAUGAUCACUACCCUAUUGAACUGGGCUUCACCAUAAGGCCUCAGGCAGGUGAAGCCACCCAGCUCAGGUGCAGCUGUACAGGUGACCAGGUGGUCAGAUAUGGGGAGAAGCUGCAGGGAGAUAUCCACAUCGCUGUGGUAGAUACACAUGGCAAUCCUACCAAGCUAACACAAGGAGGUUUGAAGUACCUAAAUGUGGAAGGAGAAGGAUUGGACACAUCUGCAUGUGGAAGAGCAUUGGGGGAGAAAUCAGAUCACUUUGUCCUGAAGAAUGUCAGGUUCCACAGUGAAGGCCCCCUAGGUACCAAGGAGCUGUGCGUGACGUGGCACAAGCUGCAGGAGUUCGUGAGGCUUGUGCUGGUGCCGGGCCCGCCUGUCGGCAUGGAGGUCAUCGAUUGGACAGAUGAAGGGCCCUUGAUGGUGUACAACGGGACCCAGUUUGACAAGCCCCUAGUGGUUCAGCUGGUGGACGCUGCUGGAAACCCCUCACAGGAGUCAGGGGUGGAGGUACAGCUGGACAGGGACAGGGGACUGGAGCUGACACCAGCACCCAAGUGUAUGAAGACUGAUGCCAGCGGCCGAGCUAACUUUGGCAUCCUGACUGCCUCGGGAAAAAAAGGUGACUAUGAGUUGAGACCAAAAGCCCAGAUUGGGAAGAAAACCAUUGAAGGACCACCGUUGACUGUGAUGAUUGUGCCUGACCCCACUAAACCUGUUGCUGUGAACGUAGAGUACAACAGGAAUGCUGUGUACAUCGCUGGAGACAAGCUAACAGAGUUUGUAGUGAGUAUCCAUGCGGAGGAUGAGAGUGUGAUUACAGAAGUCCCCAUCAGUAAUGUCAGGAUGAAGGUGUGGAAACAGGACGGAGCACAGCUGGUGAAGAGACCACCUCCUGUGGCCUUUGUGUUUGAUCCUGACCCUAUAAAAGAUAAAGACAAGAAAGGGCAUUUCUACUUCAGGGACAGGAGAGUACCAGAGAAAUCUGGUGUCCACAGCAUAAUGUUCCAGUACAAUGUGUCCAGGCAGGACAUUAUAUACAGCAACCUGAUUGCCAUCAAUGUACAGCCAGGUGCACCUGUGAAGCUGGCACCCGAGGCUGUUCCAGGCACCCCCACCGUGUCCAACACAGCACGCUCAGCCAGCAGGACCCUCGUCAGGCAGCUGAAACUGGUCUUAAAGGACCAGUAUGAUAACCCAGCAGGUGAGUAUGUGAAUGGAGAAGUAGUAGUGAGAGUGACAGGAGAGGAAACUCCAGAGGAGGAGGUUCCACAGAUGGUGGGAGGGAACAAGGAGAUGACUGUCAAGCUGAACAGGGGCGUCGCUAUUGUUCAGAACUUCACCAUACAACAGAACUCACCGGGUAAAGAUGGCAAGCAGUACUUUCUGCAGUGCUCGCCCAAGAGUGAACAGAUAUCCAGGACCAAGCCCAUUCCCCCUUUCAAACUCUCCUUCAUGUUUUACAAUGAUGCCCGUAAGCAGGAGGAGAUGGCGAAUCUAACCCGAGAGAAAGACGCCCUCCUGCAGACCAUCCGCACGUACAAACAGCUCUUCGACACAACACAGCAGCUCAUCAGUGAGAUGAAGAUAUCUGUGCAUGAGGCUAAGCAGGCAGAACAGUCCCUGAGAAUGGAGCUGAGGAACCAGGCUGUACCUGCCUCCUGUCUGGAGAAUAUAGAGAAGGUGGAUGAACUGCUGGGCAUCAGGAUGCAGGAGAGAGACCAGACCCUGAACAGUCCCCGCAGACAGUGUGGACUCAACCCUGCACCGAAAGGGGACCAGGAAAUCAUGGGCAAGAUUGGUCACCUAGCGCUUGUGGAAGAUGAUGACAUAGCCCGGGUGUUGUCCUGGCACAUGGCCAGCGACAUGGACUGUGUCGUAACCGUAACAACCGCCAAGGCCAAGCAGGUGUACGCCGGGUCGCACGGUCGUCAGCAGGUCCUGCCGCUGGACUCCAUCUACAGGCGGAACCUGCCCGACUGGAACAGACCCCUCCCCCAUCUACGAGGCGGUCGGACCAACUUUGUGACGAAGGGAAACCCUGUCUAUGCACGAGACAUGCUCAUCUUUCCUCAGGACCCUGACAACUGCAAACUGGUGUUUGGCAUGCUGCUUGGAGAGACGGUUAUUUUAGACACACUAGAUGAUGCCAAUACCUACAGACAAGAGGUUGUGAAGAUCACCCAUUGCCCGACCCUGCUCACCAGAUCUGGAGACAGAAUCAGGAGUAACGGGAAGUUUGGAGGUGUCCAGAACAAGGCCAUUCCUGUGGAGAAAAUGAAGGGAGCCAUCUUUGGUGCCCCCCUCCCCCUGGCCUAUCAUGCUUUGUGUACACAGAUAGACACACUGGAGAAGUACAGAGAAGCCAUGAUCAAGAGAAUAAAUGCGGAAGAUGACCUGAACUUCCAGCUGGAGACUGAGGAACUCCCUGAGAAGCAGCAGCAGAAACAGGAGCUACAGGAGGCUCAGGAACAGUUUAGGGACAUCGAGAAGAGACUGGGACUGACACCCACAAACUUUGGCAGUCCGGUGCCGUCUACAGAAAGGAGGACCAGAGGAUCUAACAACGUCCGCAGUCAGCCCCCUCCGCCUUACGAAAACGAGUCGCCGCCAAAGCGACUUCGCUCGAGAGCUCGCGACUCACCCUCCAACAUGAACGGUUACGGGUCAAGCUCAGGGUCAGAUACGCCAACCAGGACGUCAGCAAGAAGAGCGGCAAUGGCGGCCAGCGCGGCAGACACUCCAGUCAUCAAGAAACAACGCAGAUAA